Messenger RNA from Prunus armeniaca (apricot), 186 nucleotides. Lineage: Eukaryota; Viridiplantae; Streptophyta; Magnoliopsida; Rosales; Rosaceae. The record is from the annotation of a GenBank genome assembly.
AUGUUGGAGUGUUCCAAAGGUGGAUCCCAGAGUUUUCUUGUGAGGAUGGUGGCUAAGGACACAGUACGUCCGCACUUUGUGGGAGGCCGAAGAUGGAGUAACUUGAGGGAGGAUGUCUUACUUGUUCCCUUGGGGAUGCUACGGAAUAGGGAUGACAUUGAACCUUGGGGAGUUGCAAAGGCCUAA